AUGAACUAUCGGCUUGGAGCCUUCGGUUUUCUGUCUUCAGAUGAGCUCGCUCGGAAGGGUACCCCCAACGCCGGUCUGCUGGACCAACAGCUCGCCCUCCAGUGGAUCCAGCAGUACAUCCACCUAUUCGGAGGCAACAAUAGAAAGGUGACCAUCUUCGGUGAGAGUGCUGGUGCUGGGAGUGUGAUGCUGCAUGACAUUGCCUACGGUGGUACUCUUGGAACCUCUUUGUUCAGAAACCCCAUCACCGCAUCCCCUUACCUUGCUUUCCAAUACGGAUACAAAGACCGGCAGCCGUCCCAGGCGUACUACGCUUUCGCUUCUGCAGCAGGAUGUGAUGUGCGGGGUGCUUAUCUGCAUAACGGUUCCAAGCCAAUAUUCGACUGUCUCCAGGCGGCAGACUCGGCAACGCGCAUGAACGACAACGUAGAUGUGUCCCAGAGCGAGCGGCCAAGCAAGGCGCUCGCAGACGGCAAGGUCAACGGACUCAACCAUCUCGCAGGCUCCAAUGCGUUCGAGGGUGCUUCAUGGGUCCAACCGGGGGCGAUCAAUACCGUCGAUGAUCUCGUGGAUUUUCUUCGAGUCACUUUCCCGAACUUCUCGAACAACGACAUCGCCAAGAUUCUGCUCUAA
Molecule: messenger RNA, 633 nt
Organism: Anthostomella pinea
Lineage: Eukaryota; Fungi; Ascomycota; Sordariomycetes; Xylariales; Xylariaceae
Source: the annotation of a GenBank genome assembly